AAAAUAUUUGAUCCGCCAUUUUAUGACAUUAGUCAAAUUAACAUCUCAAAAUGUUCGGCCUUUUAUCAAAAUUAUUCGUUUUGGUCAUUGCAUAUAUUAUUCUUAGCUCCCAAUUUGAUUCUUGCUCAUCGAAACCAUCGGGUUAUGGAAAGAACGGUAAUGCUGGAAAUAAACCCUGUUUGAAUAAAUUGUGCGUGGGUAAAUGCGGAAAGCCUGGUUGUACGCAGCCAUUGUCCAAUGGAAAUGGUAAAACACAACAAAAACCUUGCCAGAAUGCAAAGUGUGUUGGGGAAUGCCGGAGCCCUGGGUGUUUAAUAAAUCGAGCUGAAAAUAGGAAGCCAGAAGAUCCGGAUGACCUAACACCGGCUAAAACUUUAUCAAACGAUCAAAGCCCACCGCUGAGAGGCGACUUGAGCUGCCAAAAGUGCUCCUCUCCAAAGAACUGACCGGCCCCAUCUUCACAUCCAACUCUACCGAUCCCAAACCCUACGCACAGUGCACCAAAUGCAGCCUUCAAACGACGCCUGACAAUACAGCCGUGAUAAUUUCAUGUUACGACUGCACUGAUCUCAAACCAGUACCGGGAGUUUGUGGUGGCGUGCCGGACGACGAGCCAAAUUCAACUAAGGAGGCCGAAGCUGAUACAAAAAGGAUUGCCGAAGUUCCAGCCGAAGCGGCAUUCCCGAUUACAAGUGGACCAAAUCAGGUAAAUCCGGUCAGAAAUCAAAAUAAGAUAAACACUGAAAUACAAAAUCAAGAAAACGGAAUAAGUGAAUGCGGCACUGAAAUCGAAGUGGAGCCAGAAGAUCAAGAAUAUUGCAAACCUUCGUUUGUCUAUCUGGUUUAUUAUAUUGAAAUCGCGAAUUAUACUGAAAGGCAGCCGAGUUGCACGCGGUAAUGACACUGAUACAUCAGUAUUGAUUCAUUAUUUCAUACGAAGUGAAGAAAUUGAGUGAACAGUGCUACAAACAGGAAAUAUCACGAAAAAAAUUUCGUUGAAAUAAUAGAAAAAUGUUACGUCGAUUAGCACUGUGCAAGAAUUAUUUAAAAUUCUACAAACAAUCCUCGUGCCAUUCUUCGCAACUCGUGCGCAAGCAGCUCAUCAGUGAAGAACAAACUGACAUUCAAAACUUCCAUGUUGGAACAUCCCUGCAUGGUUUUACUGUGAAAGAUGUCCAGAAAAUUGAUGAAUUCAACCUAACUGCAAUUAAUCUGAUUCAUGAUAAAACACAAGCUCAAUAUUUGCAUUUCUAUAGAAAUGACUCCAACAAUGUCUUCUCUAUCAACUUUAGAACAACUCCAAUGAAUAGUUCUGGAUUACCUCACAUUUUAGAACACACUGUGCUCUGUGGAUCUAAAUUAUAUCCAGUUCGCGAUCCGUUUUUCAAAAUGCUAAACAGAUCACUGGCUACUUUUAUGAAUGCAAUGACUGCUUCAGAUUUUACGAUGUAUCCGUUUAGCACUCAAAAUUUAUCAGAUUAUCGCAACUUACAGCGGAUAUAUUUGGACGCAGUCUUUCGACCGAAUUUAAAAGAAACUGACUUUAUGCAAGAGGGCUGGCGUUUAGAGAAUAGCACAUUAACGGAUAUUAAAUCGGAUUUGGUGAUCAAAGGAGUUGUAUAUAAUGAGAUGAAAGGAGUUUUCUCUGAGAACGAGUCGAUACUUCAACAAAAAUUGCAGAAUUCUGUUCUGCCAGAUCAUACAUAUGGUGUAUGUUCAGGCGGUGAUCCUCUAAAUAUUCCUGAUCUAACAUGGGAUGCGUUGAAAAAGUUUCAUCAAGACCACUAUCAUCCAAGUAAUUCGCGGUUUUAUUCAUACGGAAAUUUCCCAUUGUCUCCUUCGUUGGAAUAUAUAAAUAGCGAAUAUUUAGCGAAUGUUGAAAGACAAAAUACUCAGCAUACCGAAGUACCACCGCAUACACGAUGGGACGCACCACGAAGUAUUCAAAUUAAAGGACGGUUUGAUAAGAUGGGCGAACCGUUUGAGACUCAAAACUCAAUAGUGAUUUCGUACAAAAUGUCUGAUAUCAAAAAUAUUUAUGAAACAUUUGUAAUACAGUUUGUAUCUGAGUUGUUGAUGAAAGGCCCCAAUUCACCCUUCUACAAAUCUAUGAUUGAGCCGAAUAUAUCCGGUGGUUUUACACCAUCCACUGGUUUCGACGCGCAAAUCCGCGAUUCAGUAUUUUCUUUGGGUUUACAAGGCGUCAAAGUCGAAGAUUUUGGUAAAAUUGAAAAAAUCUUCAACGAUACGAUAGAUAAAGUAAUUGAGACGGGUUUUGACGAAAAACACAUUGAAUCAGUUCUGCACACUUACGAACUCAGUUUGAAGCACGAAAGUUCCAACUUUGGUUUAACACUUUUGUAUUGUACUGCUCCGAUUUGGAACCACAAUGGCGAUGCAAUUGAACAACUGCGAUUUAAUAAAUAUAUUGAUCGUCUGCGACAAGAGAUUAAAGAUCCUAAGUAUUUAUCCAAUUUGGUGAAGCAAUACUUCAAAGAGAAUACACACAGAUUAGUUUUGACAAUGACGCCCGAUAAAGAGUAUGAAACAAAACAGCAACAAUUGGAAAAGGAACUGUUACUCAGGAAAACUGCCGCGUUAACUGAUGAAGAUAAGCAAUUAAUUCACAAAAAAGCGCUGGAACUUGACCAAGAACAGAAACAACUGCAGGAUACAAAUAUUCUGCCGUCAUUAGACAUGAACGAUAUAAAUACUGAUAUUCCUAAGGUAACAUCCGAAAAGUUGAAGGACAAAACUAAAACUAUGUUGUAUAAAGUGAACGCGAACGGCCUCACGUACUUUAAAGGCAUUUUGAAUACUUCACAGCUAUCACCGGAGCAGCAAAUGAUGUUACCACUAUUUUGCUACAUUAUUACUAAGUUAGGAACGGAUAAAUUGAACUAUAGAGAGUUUGACAGUUUAGCGCAGCGGAAAACAUCUGGACUUGGUUUCCGUGUGCACAUUGGCGACAGUUUAUACCAAUUACAUUCAUAUGAACCGGGUGUAAUGCUUAGCAGUUACUGUCUGAACAAGAAUCUGGAAUACAUGUGGGAUCUAUGGUCACAAGUAUUUAACAUAUCUGCAUUGAAAGAUGUGUCUAGGUUUGAAAUGCUAGUCAAAUUGUACAUGGCUAACUUGACACAUGGUAUUGCCGAUUCUGGACAUAUGUACGCGAUGCUUGCAGCGCAAGGAUUAAUUUCUGGAGUUGCUUAUCAAAAGGAUCUUUUAACGGGAUUGCAGCAUAUUUCCUACAUGAAACGGUUGGUAAAAACAUCCAGCUAUGCGCCGAUUUUAGCUGAAUUAACUAAUAUCGGCAAGGUUUUGUUUGAUAAAAACAAUUUAAGAUGUUCAUUGAAUAUCGAUGAAUCCCAACGCGAUGCAACUGUUAGUUCGAUGGAGAAAUUUAUGUCUAUGAUUCCAACUGGUUCUUCUCCAUGCGAUGCUGGCCAAAAGUACACCACUACGAAAGUUUGGGCUCCAACAGAUUCAAUUAACUGUCACCAUCAUGUCUUGAAUGUCCCCGUUAAUUAUUGCAGCAAAACUAUUCUUACUGUUCCAUAUACGCACGCGGAUUAUUCGCGAUUGCAAAUUUUAGCGAAACUUAUAUCGGCUAAAUAUUUGCAUCCUGAGUUGCGAGAAAAGAACGGCGCUUAUGGAGGCGGUCUACGUUUGAGUACUGAUGGCGUACUAACUUUCUUUAGUUAUCGUGAUCCUCGUAAUACUGCGACGCUAGACGUAUUUGACAACACUCAUCAAUGGUUAUCAAAUAACUUUCCCAAGUUUACACCACAAGAUAUCACGGAAGCUAAAUUGGGCGUAUUUCAAUCUGUUGAUGCACCAGUUCCUCCUGGAUCAAAAGGAUCAAAUGAAUUCUUCUAUGGUCUUACUAAUGAUAUUCUACAAAGGCAUCGAGCUGCGUUAAUGACUGUAAACGAGAUAAAUCUAAAGGAAACUAUGGAGAAGUAUAUGUUGUGUAUGGAGCCGACGAAAGUGGGUAAAGUAGUACUUGGGCCUAAACCUAUGGACACUGCCGGGCGCAAGGAUGAGUUGUGGACGGUUGUUGAUAAUGAAUAAAUUGUUUAUAUUGAAGAGCAGAGCUAUUGAAUAAAGAUGUUAUCCAUUAA
Molecule: messenger RNA, 4124 nt
Organism: Dalotia coriaria
Lineage: Eukaryota; Metazoa; Arthropoda; Insecta; Coleoptera; Staphylinidae
Product: presequence protease, mitochondrial-like
Biological process (GO): protein processing
Cellular component (GO): mitochondrial matrix
Molecular function (GO): metalloendopeptidase activity; metal ion binding
Source: RefSeq, a predicted model, not a curated record